AUGAGGCUAAACCUUUUAUUCUUAUUUUUUCUGACUCUCGUUUUAUCAGAUGUAGCUUUGGCCAAAGGAGCAAAGAGACCAGCACCUCGCAAAGGCGUAGGAAAAAAACCACCACCUCGCGAAAGUGGAGGAGGUGGAAGAAGAGGAGGACAUGGAUUCGGUGAUAGCAGAGUCUCAUAUUGUGAAAUGAAACUUUUACUUAUUUUCCUUACAAUUCUUCUAUUUUUCUGCUCAUUUUCUUCUGGAAUGUACGACAAGGAUACUGGAGUGAUUGGGAAAAGAAAAUUCAAUCGACCUGGAAAGCCGGUGAAGAAUGGAGGAGUUUUCAAUGAUGUGAAAGUUUCUGAAGAGAAGAAAAAAGAAAUGGAUCAGAAAUCGAAAGAUGAGAAAAAUCACAGUUUCAAGUAA
Molecule: messenger RNA, 408 nt
Organism: Caenorhabditis briggsae
Lineage: Eukaryota; Metazoa; Nematoda; Chromadorea; Rhabditida; Rhabditidae
Exons: 3
Coding region: 1-408 (135 amino acids)
Source: RefSeq, a predicted model, not a curated record